GGAGGCCAAGAGAACAGAGCAAAUUAGCGGGGGAAAGGAAACGUGGAGAGGCGGUGACUCGAGAAGAGAUGAGGCAAAGCGAAAUAUAGAACUAUUUGCAACAGCGAGAUAGGUGCAGAAGACCGCAUAUUAGCCUUCAUCACAUUUGAGACAGAUUUAGAUAAUUUGGAGAUAGGUUACAAAAAAAAAUCUGGGAUCGAAACCAAAAUCCUAUUUGACAGCACCGGCUCGAUCACGCACCGGUUCAGACUACAGCUCCUGCGAGCCAUGCUUCCCCUCCUCGACCUCAUCACCAUCUCCGUCCUCAUCAUCAUCGUCGUCGCGAUCGUCGUCGUGGCGUCGUCGCUGGCGAGCAAAUCUCCACGGGACGCGGCUUCCCCGAAGCCGACCCCGAAGCUGCCCUCGCUGCCUUCGCUGCCCGUUCUGGGCAGCCUCCUGAGUCUGCGAGGCACGAGUCAGCCCCACGUCCACCUGGCUCAGCUGGGCCGCACGCACGGUGCCGUGGCACGGAGUCUUCCGCGCACGGCGGAGCGCGGCGACGGCGGCACUUCGAGAGGAGACUUCGAGGACGGUGGCGGAGGGGAGGAGGGCUUAGCGGCGAGGAGUGGCGGCGCCCUGGCGCUGAAGCUGGGGGCCCGGCACGCGGUGCUUGUGACCAGCGCGCAGCACGCUCACCACGUGCUCAUCAGGAAGGGUCGCCAAUUCGGGGGCCGCGUGCACGCGGUGACCACAGACAUCCUGUCGAGGGGAGGCAAGGACAUCGCAUUCACGGACGUCGGGCCAUCGUGGCGCUUCCACCGCAAGCUCGUGCUGGGCUCCCUCUACACGAAGACCGGCGGAAUGGGCGCGCUCGAGAAAAUCGUAAUGGAGGAGGCGCUGGCGCUCAUAUCAGCACUGGGAGAGACGACAUCGGACUCCACCAGCAGCGCCACGAGCGACCCGGAGCAGGAGCUGUCCCGCGCCUCCACCAACGUGAUCAUGCGCCUUGUGUUCGGCACGCGCUACUCCCGCGGGGACCCCGGUCUGCAAACCAUGCUGGACUACAGCCGCGGCAUUGUGGAGAUCGUGGCCAAGGACGACCUUGUGGACAUCUUCCCCUGGCUCAGGGUGUUCCCGAGCAUGUCGCUAAGGAAGCUGCGCGCAUGCGUGCGCGCGCGGGACAAACUCCUUGAGAAGCAGCUUCAAGAACACAGGGCCACUUUCCAGGAGGGCGUUACGCGCGACCUGCUGGACCGCCUGCUGGAGGCAGCACGCGUCUCCCCGCCGCCGCCGGGCGUGGAACUCACCGACGACCACCUGCUCAUGAUCGCCGGGGACAUCUUCGGAGCGGGGGUCGAGACGAGCACGACGGUGAUGAAGUGGAUCUUCGUCUUCAUGGUGCACCACCCCGAGAUUCAGGGCCGCAUCCACGCCGAGCUGGACGAGGUGAUUGGACGCGAGAGGCCCCCCUGCGCCAGCGAUCGCGGUAAACUCCCCUUCAUGGAGGCGACGAUCAACGAGGUGCUACGAAUCAGACCGGUCGCUGCCAUCCUCAUCCCGCACGUGGCCAUGUGCGACACCACGAUCGGAGAGUUUCCUGUGAAGAAGGGCACCGAGGUCAUCGUCAACCUGUGGGCUGUCCACCACGACGAGAGCCUGUGGGAGAAACCCGAUGAGUUCAAUCCGGGCCGCUUCCUGUCGCCGUGCGGUCGCCAGCGCCGCUCGAUGGGACCGAACGAGGGCUUCUUCCCAUUCGGCGCGGGCCCACGCGUCUGCUUGGGAGAGGCGCUCGCAAAGCUGCAGCUCUUCCUCUUCACGGCAUCCAUCCUGCAACGCUUCUCAGCGGGACCGAUCCCGGGCAAGGCCCUGCCGGACCUAGAGGGAAUUUACGGGGUCGUCUUGAGGCCCAGGGAUUUCCACGUGGCCCUGACGCCGCGGGUGUGA
Messenger RNA from Lethenteron reissneri (Far Eastern brook lamprey), 1923 nucleotides. Its product is annotated as steroid 17-alpha-hydroxylase/17,20 lyase-like. Gene Ontology annotation, biological process: hormone biosynthetic process; progesterone metabolic process. The record is from RefSeq and is a predicted model, not a curated record. Gene Ontology annotation, molecular function: steroid 17-alpha-monooxygenase activity; heme binding; iron ion binding. Lineage: Eukaryota; Metazoa; Chordata; Hyperoartia; Petromyzontiformes; Petromyzontidae.